GGGCUUCUCUCCUCCUAACCGCACAGCAUCAUCACUCGGUUCACAGCAAAGACUCGUAGGCAUCAUCAUCCUCCUCCUCAUCCUCAUCACCACCAUCUCCGGGCUGAAGAGGGAUCACAUCGCAGGGAUAAAGACAUAAGAAGAGCCUGUUGUCAGUCAAGUGACUGAUCUUAACUGCUAUUUAAGUCUGUGAGGUGUAUCCUGAACACACUGAAGGUUCAGGUGGCUUCUCCUCUAAAUCUUUGACCACUUUUGCAUCUUCUGAACCUUUUUAAAAUGGAGGACGGCUACCAAAACCGGACUGCCUUCAUAAAAGGCGCCAAAGACAUUGCCAAAGAAGUCAAGCGGCAAGCAUCUAAGAAGGUCGGCCGUUCAGCGGAUCGCGUGAGUGAUCAGUACAGCAAGCGCUCCUACAACCGGUUUGAAGAGGAUGAUGAUGAUGACUACCCCACUCAGGUAAGCCAGGAUGGAGGCUAUUACCGUGGAGAUAGCCAGGCGGCCAAUGACGAUGAGGGCGGCCACAGUGACUCCACAGAGGGUCAUGAUGAGGAUGAUGAGAUCUACGAGGGUGAGUACCAAGGAAUUCCCCGGGCUGAAUCAGGCAAGGGCAGCCUGGCUGGGGGUCCGGGCUCAGUGACGGCCGGCGCUCAGCAGUUCAGAGAUAUCGGAGUGUCUGAGGCCGAGAGGAGGAAAGACCAGGAAGAGUUGGCUCAACAGUACGAGACCAUUUUACAAGAAUGUGGUCACGGGAAGUUCCAGUGGAGCCUGUACUUUGUGCUGGGGCUGGCUCUCAUGGCAGACGGUGUGGAGAUCUUCGUGGUCGGGUUCGUCCUGCCCAGCGCUGAGAAGGAUAUGUGCCUGUCUGAACCUAACAAAAGCAUGCUAGGUCUGAUUGUAUAUUUUGGGAUGAUGGUUGGGGCUUUCCUCUGGGGGGCUCUGGCUGACCGGAUAGGCCGUCGGCAGUCUCUUCUCAUCUCUCUCUCCAUCAAUAGUGUCUUCUCCUUCUUCUCCUCCUUCGUCCAGGGCUACAGCACCUUUCUGUUUUGCCGACUCCUCUCAGGUGUUGGGAUUGGUGGCUCAAUUCCCAUCGUGUUUUCCUACUAUUCUGAAUUUCUGUCCCAAGAGAAGCGUGGUGAGCACCUCAGUUGGCUCUGCAUGUUCUGGAUGAUUGGGGGAAUAUACGCAUCUGCCAUGGCCUGGGCUAUAAUCCCACAUUAUGGAUGGAGUUUCCAGAUGGGCUCGGCAUAUCAGUUCCAUAGCUGGCGUGUGUUUGUGUUAGUGUGCGCAUUUCCUUCUGUGGCGGCCAUCGCUUCCCUCAGUGCCAUGCCAGAGAGCCCACGCUUCUACUUAGAGAAUGGCAAACAUGACGAAGGCUGGAUGAUUCUGAAGCAAGUUCACGACACUAAUAUGCGAGCAAAGGGACACCCAGAGAAGGUGUUUUCUGUCACCACUAUUAAGACGGUGAAACAGAUGGAUGAGUUGGUGGACACUGGCACCGAUACUCCAGUCCUGAAACGCUACAGGCUAAAGAUUAUGAGCCUCUCCCAACAGAUUCGGAAUAACAUUGUUGCCUGCUUUAGCCCAGAAUAUAAACGGACGACUUUCAUGCUCAUGGCUGUUUGGUUUACCAUGUCUUUCAGCUAUUACGGUCUGACAGUGUGGUUCCCAGACAUGAUCAAGUACAUCCAGAAGCAGGAAUAUGAAUCACGCACAAAGACCUUCAGUAAGGAACGCGUGGAGCAUAUCACUUUUAACUUCACCCUGGAAAACCAAGUUCAUCUUGAAGGACACUAUUUUAAUGACAAGUUCCUCAACUUGAAGAUGAAGUCCAUGGUGUUUGAAGACUCAGUGUUUGAGGAGUGCUACUUUGAGGACAUCACCUCUACACACACCAUAUUCAGAAACUGCACCUUCAUUGCAAGUUUGUUCUAUAACACAGAUUUGUUCAAAUACCGGAUGGUCAGUUGUAAACUGGUCAACAGCACGUUCCUCCACAACAAGGAGGGCUGCAUGCUCGACUUCAGCGAUGACUUCAACAAUGCCUACAUGAUAUACUUUGUCAACUUUCUUGGCACGUUGGCAGUGUUACCUGGCAACAUCGUGUCUGCUCUAUUAAUGGACAAAAUUGGCCGUUUAAGGAUGCUGGCGGGAUCCAGUGUCAUAUCUUGUGUCAGCUGUUUCUUCCUGAUGUUCGGCAACAGUGAGUCGGGGAUGAUCGCCCUCUUGUGCCUGUUUGGUGGCAUCAGCAUUGCCUCGUGGAAUGCCCUGGAUGUGAUAACAGUGGAGCUCUACCCCUCUGAUAAAAGGACCACAGCGUUUGGCUUCCUGAAUGCCCUCUGUAAGCUGGCGGCCGUCCUGGGCAUCAGCAUCUUCCAGUCAUUCGUCGGAAUCACCAAGGCUGUACCCAUCUUAUUUGCCGCUGGCGCACUCGCUGCAGGUAGUUUCCUUGCAACCAAGUUGCCUGAAACACGAGGCCUAGUGUUGCAGUAAAACAAAAUGACCAGCAGUAGGCAGCAGAGCACAGCCAGAGUGUGUGUUCGACAACUAAUGAGCCCGAACAUCCCUGAGAGCUUCAGCGCUGCCCGUCACACACACCAACAGAGCUGACUGCCAUCCCCAUUGUAAGCCCAGAAUCCUUUGAAAUAUGGAUUGCAUCAUUCAAAGUCUAUACAGAGCCACAGCGAUUAAGAGAAGAGCACACAGAUGUAGAAUUAAAUACCUGUGUCAUGAUAACACAACUACACACUCCACUCCACAGGGUGAUGCAGUACAAAUUGUGGUGUGCAGUAAGGAUAACAUGAUCAUUCCUGGGAGUUUUCUCUCACUGGCCCAUAGAUAAUAUCAAACACAUUUGAGAAGACAGAGAUGUCAAAUGAAGAGACGAGACAGAAAAAAAGCCAUUUAUAGGGGAACAUGAAAAGAUUUAGUCCAUAUAUGUUGUCAGUUUUUGAAUAUGACUGUAGUGUUUUUCUUUCUCUUCUGUCUGCGGCCUCAGUGACUGGCUUUCAGUGCUGCUUUUUCAUUUGCUGCUUGUACAGUUCACUUCACAUCCAUCCAUCCAGGCUGAUGCUUGUGCUUUGAUGAUGUUGUUCUUUGAAACGAUCUCACAAUUUCAUGGUAAAUAUAUUUUCUCUAAAAAAAAAUGCACAUGACCUUUGACCACUGCCGAGUCAGACCAGUUUCUACCAAAAAAUAUGAAAACAUUCCAGUGACGCUUGAUUUAUUCAGAAACAAAAAAAGUAAUUUUCCUUGUCCCUUCAUAAAUUCAGUCUACUCCUCUAUUGACAGCCUCAAAACACAGACAGGUGAAGAUGCAUUUCACAGGAUUCUCUGUUGUAAAUGGGAUAAGUUGGAUCCAGCUCCUCAGUGUUUAGUGUUAAACUAAUGUUUUUCCCUUGCUGUUGUUGAACCAUACAGCUGUGGCGGUGUCAUG
This is a messenger RNA of Perca flavescens (yellow perch), 3433 nucleotides long. Its product is annotated as synaptic vesicle glycoprotein 2A. The transcript is spliced from 13 exons. Gene Ontology annotation, biological process: chemical synaptic transmission; transmembrane transport. Gene Ontology annotation, cellular component: synaptic vesicle membrane; neuron projection. Bases 277 to 2490 code for a protein of 737 amino acids. The record is from RefSeq and is a predicted model, not a curated record. Lineage: Eukaryota; Metazoa; Chordata; Actinopteri; Perciformes; Percidae. Gene Ontology annotation, molecular function: transmembrane transporter activity.